Amblyraja radiata (thorny skate) is the source of this 706-nucleotide messenger RNA. RefSeq names its product pancreatic secretory granule membrane major glycoprotein GP2-like. The transcript has 4 exons. NCBI's taxonomy places the organism in Eukaryota, Metazoa, Chordata, Chondrichthyes, Rajiformes, Rajidae. The coding region runs from base 1 to 621 and encodes 206 amino acids. The record is from RefSeq and is a predicted model, not a curated record.
AUGUGGAUAUCCAAGCAACCUCGAGAUGGGACUGAUGAGAUCGAUCCCCUGGACACUGGCAUGAAGCUGAUGGGCCGAGUGGUCGUCCUUGUGGCAAUCAGUUCAUGGUGGGAGAGCGAUGAAGCUGGUUUUAGAGACGUGGGAUUGGUGCCUGCGUUUAUCCGGGAGAUGGUGUCAUUUGUCACCACAGACUCCGCACUCGGUGACCCAUGUGUGAACCACACCGUCCUGGAUCAGCCCUGGAGGAGCACGGAUUGUUCCAACACUGAGUGCAGCGAUGGGGCAUGGAUGCAUGAUGAAAAUCUUGCAGUGGGAUGGUACAGAUUUAACAGUUCUGGUGGAUGGAAGAUUCCGGAGACUGUCGUUCCAGUGAAUCACUGCUCCGGGAAGAGACCAGGCUGGUUAGCCGGUCGCCAUCCCAGCGUGAGAGAGGGGGAGGUGACCAGGACAGUCUGUUUCACCAAGGAUAAAAAUAUCUGUGAGAAACAUCAGGAGAUCAGGGUGAAGAACUGCACCGGUUACUUUGUGUAUCAGCUGUGGCCGUCACCCAACACCUCCACUGUGUAUUGCACAGGUAGGUCCCCGUUCGCCAGUCACACGGGUUCUCCUCCCCCGGUCUGACCUGUGACCCCACCUUGUCCAAUCGCUCCGUGGGUUCCAGCCUCUCCCCCUCACCCCUGUACCUAUGCUUCCCUCCCCUUCAUGG